Xiphophorus couchianus (Monterrey platyfish) is the source of this 3564-nucleotide messenger RNA. It is a transcript of the gene pdlim4, whose product is annotated as PDZ and LIM domain 4. Gene Ontology annotation, biological process: muscle structure development; heart development; actin cytoskeleton organization. NCBI's taxonomy places the organism in Eukaryota, Metazoa, Chordata, Actinopteri, Cyprinodontiformes, Poeciliidae. Gene Ontology annotation, cellular component: adherens junction; filamentous actin; stress fiber. The transcript has 7 exons. Gene Ontology annotation, molecular function: actin binding; muscle alpha-actinin binding. Bases 170 to 1264 code for a protein of 364 amino acids. The record is from RefSeq and is a predicted model, not a curated record.
UCAGGAGCGGAGCAGCAAAGUUUGCAGAGCCAGGACGGCGUUGCCUAGCAGCUGCGGGAGGACUCUGACUACUUCACGUUCGCUUUUUUACCGGACUUUCCCCUUUCCUCCUCCUACCAUCUGAAAUUUUAUUUAUUUAAAAGAAUUUCGAAAAGUCUCGACACCAAACAUGUCCUACACCGUGACACUGAAGGGACCCUCUCCGUGGGGGUUUCGCCUGGUGGGAGGACGGGAUUUUAGCACACCGUUAACCAUCUCCAGGAUAACAUCUGGCAGCAAGGCGGCCCAGGGUGACCUGUGUCCGGGUGACACCAUUUUGGCUAUCAAUGGUGACAGCACAGAGUUCAUGACUCAUAUGGAGGCUCAGAACAAGAUCAAAACAUGCACUCAGGAGCUCACACUCAUCAUCAGCAGAUCGGGAUCUGGAGAGAGAGUGUGGUCACCAACUGUCAGCGAAGAUGGAAAGAUUAGUCCGUACGCCGAGCCUGAUGCACAGAAUUUCCGUCCCAUCACCAGCAGUUCUGGCAACUACGGUCGUAAACCUUCAUACACCUCUGACCCGCAGUCCCCUGUCACUCCUCAGCCCACUCACCUGAAUAAUGGACACACCAGACCCAACAACGGCCACAGCUAUGGAUAUGGGAACGGAACUGGGCAUGCUCAGUACAACAACCCAGCUGGGCUUUAUGCUCAUAAUGGCAGCAACGAGGACAGAUCCCUGCCAGGCAAGAUGGGGGGUCUCAGCCUGAGCGCCACACACAGUCCAGAGCCUCCUCCGCAGUCCCCAGUGAGCCGUAAUGGUUUCGACCCCCAGUCAGAUGUCUACAAGAUGCUUCAGGACUAUGAAGAGCCAGUCUCUGCACCCAAACAGUCUGGCUCCUUCAAAUACCUCCAGGAGAUCCUGGACGCCGAGGACGGAGGUUUGUCACCAACAGAAAGAAUGAGAAGCUUAAGAUCUCCGGUCAGGUCUCCCAUACCAAAGCUGGGCAGCCCGAUCCCCAGCCCCAUGUCUGGUCUGCAGAAGCUCCCGCAGUGCUCACGCUGCUGUAACGGCAUUGUUGGCACCAUCGUAAAGGCCCGGGACAAACUCUACCACCCAGACUGCUUCAUGUGUGACGACUGCGGCAUCAACCUGAAGCAGAGAGGCUACUUCUUUAUCGAGGACAGUCUGUACUGCGAGACCCACGCCAAGGCUCGCGUCCAGCCGCCUGAGGGCUACGACGUGGUCGCCGUGUAUCCUAACUCCAAGGUGGAGCUGGUCUAAGAGGAGGAGACUGGCUUCAUCUGUAGGGGAAACGGGGAAACCAAAAUCUAGUGGCGUGAGGAGCUGAGUGUCGUAGCCAGCUGUGAUCAGGCUCUGUCGCGUACGACUGCUGAUGUUGGAUCAGUUUUACCUCCCUUGGUGGGAGGGAGUGGUAUGAAAUUUCCAUGAUCCCAGAUCAGUACUCUCACUCUGACAGGUUUGAUAAAUGCUGUGCAUAUUGAAAUUUGUAAGUUGAGGCCUGGAAUUGAAGAAUCUUCAAAACCAUUCAUUUUAAACUCCAUUAUUCAUCAUUCAUUGAUUCGUGUUUUAACCUAAUCCAAGAAAACAAAAUCACUUGCUCUCAUAUACAAAGAACUGUGUUCACAUGCUUCCAGAUCACAGACAGCAGUCUAAUAUUUAAUGUCAUUUAUAAAACUCACAAUGCACAUUUAAAAGAUGAGACAAAAACUAAAACUGCUUUUAAGAAAUACUUCCGUUUUCUGCUUAUAACAAUUUUCGCUUUGCAUAUCCAUGUGGUCUGCAGCGAUCUGUGGUUUAAGUUUUGGUUAAAAGGGUUCAAAUGUCAUUUAACAGUACUACAGCUAAAUAUUGUUCUUGUUCUGUUUCUAACUUACUGGCAGUUCACUUUUCACUUUUUAAUGCUACAAAUAAGGCUUUUUUCCUCCUAUUAGUAAAAGUUGCCACAGUGUGUCAGUAACUUCGAUCAGAAGCUCAGAGCUCAGAUUCAGAGGAAAGUACUUUGUAGCAAAUGUCUCUGUAUGCAGAGUGAACUACAUUACUUACACUUAUUUUCACAUUAAAAUAAACAUAUUUUUAUACAGCAUUACAUCCACGUGUCCAUCAACUUUAUAAACAUUUUGCAGUGAAUUUGUUUGUUUUGGGGGUCAGGAGAAGAACUGGAUCAAUAAGGUUAAAUACUUUUAUCCCGAAUAGAUCAAAGGUUUACAUGCAAUAUCAAAUAUGUACAUGCAUCCCUCCUAGUAUUUGGCUAGAUAUCUCUUAAGUUGUACCUUAACUACUUGUUUUAUUGCUUUAAUUAAACUUCUGGCAAAAAUCCUAUUGGAUGUUAAGCCUCAUUGAAAAACGUUGGUUCCUAACCCUGAACCCAUCUGCGCAGCGUAGACCAUAGAAACGUCUCAAUGUUUCAUUUGAAAACCAGUUUUGAUUACAAAUUCAGAUUAUUAUCCAGUUGGAACCUAAAUGGUUUUAAAGUUUCUAGCAGUUCUCCUUCCUUUAUUAUUCCACCAAAUCUGCACAAGGUUUCUUUGCAGAAUAGAACCGCCAUCCAGCAUGAUUCUGCCACUACUGUGCCGAUCACAUUGAACCCCAUCAUCUUAUCUUCUCAUCAGUGUUUGUCUUUGCCUGAUCAUAAAACUUUUCUACAGAAGAUAUUUGGCCUUCAAUGUGAGAUUAUGUAACUUCAGCAAAAGAGGAAUUUAUUUGAAAGCUUUUUAAAUGUUUGUCAAGUUAUUUAGUUAUUAAAUAACCAGUUUUAAAUUGUUAAAGAACAACUUAAAAUGAUACUUCCAGUGACUUUAAAAUGUGACAUAGAAAUGUCAAUAAAUUUGAGCUUAAAACAAAUGAACUCUUUGUCCUGAAGAUUGGAAUCCGGCCAUUUGGAGCAGAGUACAGAUCUUUUUCUGAGGAUGUUUUCUUACUUUUGCACCUGAGUGGGAGAGGAAUUUCAGCUAUUGCUCUGAAGCAUUCCUGCUCACACAAACACGACUCCCGGGGUGUUUUUAAAGCCUCCUCAGGCUGAAACCAGAACUCCCUUCUUCUAAUGACAGUUUUAAAUAUGACUUUAUGCAUUAGAGACUAGAGGGAACACAAUGGAAACGGUUUCUAAUAAAAUUAAAAACUAGUAAACAUGGACUUUACAACAUGUGGUAGUAAUACCUGCUGCUUUGGGUUUUUUUGGUGCCAGAACAUCUCAUGGGGAGAGAAAAAAAGACAAUAUGCAUGUACAGUAUGUGCAUCUAUUUGUACCCUUCUUAUUAAGAAUCCAUGAGUCCGCUUAGAGCCAAGGUCAUGAAGCCAAUAACAUUUAUUUCUCCAUUUCCUCUGAGAAGACAGGAAAGUGUCAGGAGGGAGAAGACUUGAGAUGAUAUGUAGCUUCCUUUCCUGGAAGAAUAAAAAACAGCGUCAAUUUGUGACCAUCAGUCUUAUCUUAGUGUGAAUAGUGAAGUGAACUGGAUGGAGGAGAGUGAUAUUAUUCUUAAUUUUAGGAAAAUAUCUAACAAAGCUAUUUUUUUAAUCUGAAAGAAGAGUGAAUUUCGCAGUAGUUCCUCUGUUUUUAGCUU